AUGUCACACUCCUUAUCUGGUUGGGAUAUAUAUCCUAAUUCGUCAAAUAACCUGAUCAAUGAUCAAGGAUACUUCACUAUAAUAAAACCAUUGAGUGAAGUGAUGGGUUUCUUUGAAGAUUUUCGUCAAUGUAUGGUAUGUGUACCACAAUCCUUGAUAUUUCAUAAUACUACUGCAUCUGAUAAUAUAAUGAUGUAUUCAGAUAAUACAGGGUAUAAUGUCACUGUGAUAUUUAAAGAAAUUAUUUGGCGAAUGAGACAUGUAAAACUUCGAAUAGAUAAAGAAAUUAAGUUAAGAAAAGAAGUAUUGGGUAAUACUAAUUUUACCAUGUUUUACCGCCAUUGGUUAUAUCAAUGCACAGCCAUCCCCGCUCAAUCUACAGAGUACACCUGGGAAAUACCUGUUGCCUAUUCCCGUGUAAAGUGGGUUAUUGUAGCAUUUCAAAAAGACUCUAGCUACAGUAUUAAUAAAAGAAUGAGUCAAUUUGAAUUAUUCAAUGUUGAAAAUGUACAACUGUCCAUUAACAACUACUGGCUAUACCCUAAAGAUCGCCUCAAUGUUAAAGUUGGCGAAAGAAAAGCUGGAAAUUUGUAUGAUAUGUUUCUAUCAUUCCCAAAAUCAUAUUAUAAUAGACAAGAGUGUGAUCCUAUUUGUGAUUAUGGUACUUUUUUGUCCAAGUACCCUAUGAUUGCAAUUGAUUGUUCACAUCAGCCUGAAACAGUUAAAGAUUCACUGAUCAAUGCAAAAUUGCUCAUCAAUCUUCGUGAAGGCUUUCCAAUCAAUGCCAAAUUACACUUGGUUAUGAUUAUGGAUCGUAAAGUCAUUUACAAUCCUUUGACCAAUCAAGUAAUCACUUAA
This is a messenger RNA of Planococcus citri (citrus mealybug), 858 nucleotides long. RefSeq lists its product as uncharacterized. The record is from RefSeq and is a predicted model, not a curated record. Bases 1 to 858 code for a protein of 285 amino acids. The transcript has a single exon. Lineage: Eukaryota; Metazoa; Arthropoda; Insecta; Hemiptera; Pseudococcidae.